Merops nubicus (carmine bee-eater) is the source of this 2087-nucleotide messenger RNA. It is a transcript of the gene EPHA1, whose product is annotated as EPH receptor A1. Gene Ontology annotation, biological process: protein phosphorylation; axon guidance. Gene Ontology annotation, molecular function: ATP binding; transmembrane-ephrin receptor activity; protein binding. The record is from RefSeq and is a predicted model, not a curated record. The transcript has 14 exons. The annotation marks the transcript as partial. Gene Ontology annotation, cellular component: neuron projection. NCBI's taxonomy places the organism in Eukaryota, Metazoa, Chordata, Aves, Coraciiformes, Meropidae.
CCUGCCAGCGAGGAUUCUACCGUCACUCCCUGGAGACUAAACACUGCCUGAAGUGCCCCCCCAACAGCUUGUCCAAUGAGUCAGGGGCGACAUCUUGUUCCUGCAAUGCUGGCUUCUACCGAGCGCCUUCAGAGGGCCAGAAUGUUGCUUGCACCCGCCCCCCGUCAGCUCCCCGCAAUGUCAGCUUCUCCCUCGCUGGCACGCAGCUGAGCCUGUGGUGGCAGCCGCCCAGCGACCAGGGCGGGCGGAAGGACCUCACCUACACCGUCUGCUGCCGGCGCUGCCACUUCCUGUCCUGCGAGCCCUGCGAGCCUGCGGUGGUGUUCUCCCCCAGCGCUUCUGGGCUCACUAGACCUGCUGUGGAUGUGGACGGCCUAGAAGCUUACACCAACUAUACAUUUGCUGUGGAAGCCCACAAUGGUGUCUCAGGAAUCGGACCUGCUUCACAGAGAACUUCUCCAGCUGUCUGGGUCGCAGUUGGACAUGCAGCUCCAGUGACAGUAUCCCAGUUUAUCCUGACACAAAGAGAUGACAACAGCCUUUCUGUUUCAUGGCUUCCCCCACGGCAGCGCAGCCGGACCUCAGUGGAGUAUGAGGUCAUGUUCUUUGAGAAGGGAGAGGAGGCACGUUACACAGUGAAGCACCUUCUUGAGCCAAAUGUCACUCUGAGAGACCUGCAGCCAGACACAGCCUACCUGCUUCGUGUUAGAUCCAUCACACCCCUCGGGCCUGGGCCCUACUCCCCAGAGCAGGAGUUCCGCACUCUUCCCCCAGACAUGGGAGCUCUGUCUGGUGGAGUCAUAGUCUCUAUUAUCUUUGGAAUUCUACUAUUUAUUGGCCUGUGUCUGGGACUUCUCAUCUUUCGGCGAAAGCAGGCGCGUCGGAGGCAAGCACGGCCAGAUUACAAUACUUCAGGCUUUGAUCGAGAGAAGGUCUGGUUGAAGCCCUAUGUAGACCUGCAACCAUACGAUGACCCCAGCAGAGGGGUACUGGAAUUCACUAAGGAACUGGACGUCUCUUGUGUCACUAUGGAGAAUGUGAUUGGAGAGGGGGAGUUUGGGGAGGUCUAUCGCGGGUCCCUGCGGCUCCCAGGGAAAGAACGUGUUGUGGUUGCCAUCAAGACCCUGAAGUCGACGUACUCGGACUCACAGUGGUGGAACUUCCUGCGUGAGGCAACGAUUAUGGGGCAGUUCAAUCACCCGAACAUCGUGCGUCUGGAAGGCGUUGUCACUAAACGGAGGCCAAUGAUGAUCAUCACUGAGUAUAUGGAGAAUGGAGCGCUGGAUACCUUCCUCCGGGAGAAUGAGGAAAAAUUUAGCCCUGUGCAGCUUGUGAGUAUGCUGCAGGGAAUAGCCUCUGGCAUGACCUACCUUUCAGAACACAACUACGUGCACCGGGAUCUGGCCGCCCGCAACAUCCUGGUAACACGCAGCCUUCAGUGCAAGGUGUCCGACUUCGGCCUCUCCCGGAUCCUGGAGAAUGAUGCAGAGGGAACCUAUGAAACCAAGGGUGGAAAGAUUCCCAUCCGGUGGACAGCCCCAGAGGCCAUUGCUCACCGGAUUUUCACAUCAGCCAGUGAUGUCUGGAGCUUUGGAAUUGUCAUGUGGGAAGUGCUGUCAUUUGGUGAUAAGCCGUAUGGGGAGAUGACCAAUCAAGAGGUGAUGAAAAGCUUGGAGGACGGGUACCGGCUCCCUCCCCCCGUGGACUGCCCGUCCAUUCUCUACGAGCUCAUGAAGAGCUGUUGGUCACACGAUCGGUUGAGGAGGCCUCAUUUUCAGGAAAUCCGGGCACAGCUGCAACAUUUCAUGUCAAGUCCCCACCUUCUGCGGCCUGUGGCAGACUUUGAUCCCAGGGUAACACUCCGUCUCCCCAGCUGCAGUGGGUCUGAUGGGAUCCCCUACAGAUCCAUCCCCGAGUGGCUGGAAUCCAUCCGCAUGAAGCGCUACAUCUCCAACUUCCGCACUGCUGGCCUGGACACCAUGGAGUCCAUCCUGGAGCUCACUGCUGAGGAUCUGAAACAGAUGGGAGUGUCACUUCCAGGCCACCAGAAGAGGAUCCUGUGUAGCAUCCAAGGCUUUAAGGAGUGA